Messenger RNA from Amorphotheca resinae ATCC 22711, 1209 nucleotides. RefSeq lists its product as hypothetical. The record is from RefSeq and is a predicted model, not a curated record. Bases 1 to 1209 code for a protein of 402 amino acids. The transcript has 3 exons. NCBI's taxonomy places the organism in Eukaryota, Fungi, Ascomycota, Leotiomycetes, Helotiales, Amorphothecaceae.
AUGUCAUCUUCUGCUUUUCGACCCCAUGGGCUCAUUAAAAGCCCAAUAGAAGAAGCCUUGUAUCACAGAGCUCAUAUUGCGAACGUCUACACUGGAAUAGCUGAUCCGAAAGAGCAUGAAACGUCCGCUCUUAUGGAGGUUAUUCUUUACAGCAAUGUCUUCACUUCCAGCGAGAACUUUAUAGUAAACUCCCAGCAGCCCCCCACAACCCAGUCCGACAAAAAGUGCGAUAUUGUCAUCAGGUAUCUUGAAAGCGGAACAAACAGAAUCAGAGUGCUUUGCUUCGCCGAAUGCAAGCGGACCAGAACAAGUCAACCGUUUAGUUUGAAAGCACUAGAGAAGCAAGCCAAAGACUACUCUAGAUUGUACCUUGACUCUGAAGAUAGCAUACUAUUCGUAUAUGUCGCUACAAUGGCUGGCGCCCAUAUUCGGCUGUGGACAUAUUGGCGUGAUAAAACCGAGUUGGCACCAUUCUGGGGUUCCCAGGAUCCUGGAAAAUGGGACCAAUACAAAGACGUCGGUGAUAACGAAGCUGGGCGAGAUAUCGAGUAUUGGUUUGGGAUAAUGAAGCAGUUUCCACCUACACCACAUGCGGGCCAGAGCAGUCUCACCUAUGGCACUUCAAGCACGGGCGAUAUGAGAUAUCAACCCCCUGCCUCGGGCUAUGGAGCCUCUGCCUCGGGGUAUCAAGCUCCCGCGUCAGGCUAUCAAACAAGCCCAUAUGCCAUACCACACCUCUCAUCGAGCAAUAUACCGACGGGCCAAUCCACCAGUACGGGUGGAGACAUGAGCCAGCCGACGGGCGGAGAGGACAAUGACAGCGAUGACUACGAUGAGGACGACCAAACGGUGGGGUACAUUGAAACACAGCAAGUCUCCUCGUCGAGCGCAGGAUCUCACUAUCACGUCGUCAAGGUGACCAAAAAAGCGCAUAGGUUCGGGAAUGAUGAGUUCAACUUCAAGGACAAGAGAGGAAAGCUGAGGUCAACUGCGCGAAAUGAUUGGAGGAAGACAACGCACAAUGGACGUGACAGUGUAGGAGGACAAAAAGGCGACGCUCAGGAAUUUCUCCAUUUUUCUUCAUACCUUCGGAAGUCCCAUUUUGGUAAUGCUCGGCCCGCUACAGUUGUAAAUACAGGAGCAUUGCGAGACACAGGAAGCGUGCCACUGCCCAAGGACUGUGGUGUGGCCGUUCAAGUAGUGUAUUAA